Molecule: messenger RNA, 324 nt
Organism: Penicillium diatomitis
Lineage: Eukaryota; Fungi; Ascomycota; Eurotiomycetes; Eurotiales; Aspergillaceae
Product: ATPase inhibitor
Exons: 4
Coding region: 1-324 (107 amino acids)
Biological process (GO): negative regulation of ATP-dependent activity
Cellular component (GO): mitochondrion
Molecular function (GO): ATPase inhibitor activity
Source: RefSeq, a predicted model, not a curated record
AUGCACGCCCUUGCACGCCCUCUCCUCCGCAAACCCUACCACCACUCCACUCGUCCUCUCUUCUUCCUCGCGCGCUCACUAUCAUCCACCACUUGCACCAUGGGCGCUGGCGAUACCGGUGCCCCAAGAGCAAGGGGCUCACUCGCAGAAAAGGACAGAUUUCAACAACGCGAGGCAGCGCAAGAGGCCAUGUAUAUUCGACAGCACGAGAUGGAAAAGCUUGAGCGCUUGCGCGCCAAAAUGAAGGAAUCGCAGAAACACAUUGCCGAGUUGGAUAAGCAUUUGGAAGAAUACGCCAAGACCCAGGGCGGCGAGCAGAAUUAG